Molecule: messenger RNA, 639 nt
Organism: Laccaria bicolor S238N-H82
Lineage: Eukaryota; Fungi; Basidiomycota; Agaricomycetes; Agaricales; Hydnangiaceae
Exons: 1
Coding region: 1-639 (212 amino acids)
Source: RefSeq, a predicted model, not a curated record
AUGGAUGGUUCCAACCACGUUGAGAGGGUGGUUGGGGAGCCUAUUCCUAUUGAAUUCCCACAGUCUUUAUAUGACACUGAACUUUGUGUUGCAGUUCCUCUUCCUUUCUUUCUCACCCAGAAUUUAUGGUUCCUUGUUGAUGAGGCAUCAACCCUUCCUACUGUCAAGUCUAACCCUGCACCCAGUGAGACCAAGGGCACUUAUAUUCUAAAUAUAGAGAAACUCUCCAACCAUUUUGGAAAGGAAUUAACCCUUACUUGUAGCCAGUGGUCUGAGGCUGCUGCUAAUAUGUGGAGCUUUCAGAUCUUGAGGGACAAGUCAGGCAGUGAAGGCGAACAUGCCACUUGGUUUGAAAAGCAUUUCAAUUUUUUUAACAUGUUGAACAAGAGAGAUGAAUUAUAUGACACGUGGAAGGUCAUGGAACUCGAGUCCUGCCAGGACCACCACAGCUGCCACCUCAAGUUCAGUGCUACAGACUAUGACAAGGCAUUGGGUCUUACUGAGGAGAGCCAUAACUUGACUCAUAAGCUGCGCAAAGAAUUACAGGACUUUGUCAAUUCUUCCCAGAUGGCAACUGGGCGGCCUCAGGGUCCGCCUUACCAGGCUAAUGGUUCCUUUUCUCAAAGGGUCCCACCAUAA